GUUGGAGUAGUGAGUGUUUUGUAUAGCAGAAAGGUUCAAUUUUAUUGUUUACGGUUUCUUGACGUUGUGUCACCUAGUAUGGCUCACAAAGCUGUGGAAAUGUUUGUAAAUAUUACCAAUUAGAAACAGUUUUUCUGUGUUUCAUAUUCAUUGUGCAUCGGAUACUACCACGUCGUUGACCUAGCCUAACUGAUUGAUCGAUCCCAUAUGACAACAUGACCAAAGAAGUGAAUAAUCAAGCGAAAAGCUAAAUACAAUAUGAGUUAUUUAAUAGCUUGUUAAAUUAUGGAAUCGGACACGGAAAGUUUUGAUACUGCCCAGCUCGCUGAAGAGGUGGCCAACUUGCCCCAAGCCUACGCUUUCACUGUUCACUUUGACAAUGGCAAACAGAACAGUGGAGAGAUGGCAAACAAAUUUUCUAGAAGACACGUCAGAAAUUUGUCAUUACCUAUUUCGAAAGUGUAUGAGAACAAGGUCAAUGUCGAGGGAAGUGUCAACGGAAGGGUAACUAAGAGGGCAGGAAACCAUUCAGAAGGAUAUUUCUCCAGUGACCCUGAUGAUGAUUCCAAGCCAAAACUGUUUGAGGCUAAACAAAAAAACUUUGAUAGCAAAGGUUUGAAAACAACAAAUGCAGUGCAGGAGAAACACUCACACUCUGUGACUGCGGCGACAGCGACGUCUGUGCGGGAGGUGGAGGGUGGGGAGGAUGACACUAGUUCGGACGUGGCCAGUGAGGCAGGCACGUAUACCAUCGACAAGGACAGCCCAGAGGUGACCAGUGCAAGACAGAGCAUUGACACUGUGUUCGGGGUGCAAGCAAAGACCGGGGAUACAAAAAAAAACACAGCAGCAUUGGAAUUUCCGACCAUAAGUAAAACAACAUUGGGGACUACUGUCAGAAACAUUGGCACUGUCAGCUUGGCAACCACCAAGAUACCUUCACCAGUCAACACCAGGUCCAGGCUGCCUCCCAUGACCCAGCCUCUAAGAGCUGACUACCCAGAGCCUCGAAGGCCUUCUCUGAGCCGCAAGUCCUAUCCUGUCUCGGCUCAGGAGGUGUCCAAGAUAGAGACAGAGAGUUAUCUACGGGCUACAGAGCGAGUGGUGUCAGCCUUGGCCGCGCGGGUAUCUCUGUCGCUAGACUCGGGUGGAGAGUCUGACGCAGAGAACAGUCUGGGGCACGUGGUGGAGCCGGCCGCAAGUGGAGACAGAGACAGUAGUGCCAGUGACUCCAGCAACACCCGGUACAACAAGGCGUUCAGUUUAAGAAGAGGGAGGUUAGAAGAUUCUAAGAAGAAAAGUACUUCCUCCAUAGUCCCAAGCAAGCUGAAAAGCGAGCCUAUAAAAGCUAUACCUCCUAGAGUUACCAAACGAGAGUCUCUGCCUACAUCCUCACCAUCAUUCUCCCGAACAGACUGCGGCAGGUUUAGUAUGAGGACACCACGGCCUCUUCCGCAGUCCCCUUUGCUGUCCAAUGCAAAAAAGGAAGUGGGCGUCAUCAAGAAAAAGACUGGAAGUGGUGGCAGUGCAAGGAGUAACUCGACAUUAUCUUCUAAAGAGGUUGAGUUCCAGAACUGGAAGAGGCGAAAGAGCUAUGACCCUAUGAAAGCUGCUGCGGAAGGAAAAAAGAAGGAAGCUGCUAAAAAGCAGCCACCAUUAGCCAUGACCCAGUCCACCAAUUCAACCAUAACCACUCCUAAAAGCCCUGUGAACCCUGUGUUGAGAUCAGCAUCAUUCCAUGGUACCAGACAACUGACAGCGUCAUCGUCUGAUGAAGAGGAGGAAGAAGAAAUCACCCUAUCGGCAGAAGAUGAAGACUGGCCUGUGUUACAAGCUCCUAGGACCUCGCUAGAAAAUACCCCACAAGGCAGCAGAGUUUCCUUGUACAGUAAUACCUCCAACUCACCAACCCCUCCUCUACGAAACAGGCCUAAGCUUGAAGGCGUAGACUCACUAGUCAUAAGCGCUCUUGCGGGUCUCUCAAGCAAACUGAAGGGAAGUUCCUGCAACUUGCUCAACAAGCUAAGGUGCUUGUAUGACGAAGACAGCCCCAAGAAUCACCAACUGGCCUCUAUGGUUGAUCAGCUAGAGGCCAGUGAGCCUGGUUCCCCCCAGGUCAAGAGCCCCUCCCGAGAACUGGCCACCACCCUUCGCAACCUCAAGAGACUGGAAUCCAUGCUCAAAGUGUUGGACGACGUACUCUUUGAUGAGGAAGAGUUCCAAUAACGGACAGUUGUUUGACAACAAAGCCUUUUAUGCUACUGACACAAGUUGCUGUUUUAAGCAGGUUACACUUAUUUUACAAGUUUAGCUAAGUAAAUAUAUACAAUCAGAAAUAUCACAGAUUUUUUAAAAUUUGUAUUUUAUUUAGGUUUAAGUUACCUUAAUGUUGAGAGUUGUAAUUUUGUUAAAUUGAAGACGUUAUCGUGUAAAUACUCAGAAGAAAAUUUAUGUAACAACAGUUUUUAUCUGUGAAUAUAAGAGUUGCUGUGUAUGUAGUUUUUGUACAAUUCAAAUAUUUUUUGAGUUGACAAUUAAAUAUUUUAUGUACUUUUUAAUAGAUUAUUAAUACCUAUAUGACUUUUAGUAUUCUAGAAUUACCAAUAUGAUGCACCAUAAAAAUAAGCCAUAUUAUCAAAAUGUGUAUACAGUAUUUUCAAUGUUUCUUAAUAAUACAGAUACUCAACUUUUGAUACCAAUGUUAACAGCAUUAACCCUACACCUGCUUUGAACUGGAUUCUGGUCUCUUUUUACUCUUUCCGAACUGCUUAACAGUAACGUAAUUUUGCUUCUAAAAAAAUUAUCUAUCACAGUAAAGAGGAGAUCGUGAGCUAAUUCUUUCAAGUGUUACAUAUGCAUCAAUUAUUGUGACUGCAUCAGCAGCUGUAUGCUACAGCGUAUUUAUUGAGCCUUACUUGUUUCGUGUUUUGAUUUCAUUGAUAUUUUGUGAUUGAAAUUGGAUUGUAGACAUGUAUAUAUUGCACUGAAGAACAUUUUUGUGACUCUGAUGAUGAUGGAGAAAUUAAAACAAUUGAUAAAUGGUAAGCUAGAAGAGCAGUUUUCACUUUUUCUGCACUAUAUCUGAAAGCUUUUAUGUGCCAUCCGUAUAAUAAACCUCAUGUAAGUCAAAUUUUAUUUUUUUUGCAGCUAACAUUUUACUGAAUAAAAAAAUAUGUCAUAAUUUACAUAAUUGUUAUUGAGUUAAUAAAUGUGUAACUUAGUUACCUCCACUUUCUCAGGAAUUGUAGGAGUAAAUUUUUGUUAGCUAUUUCGGAUGAUGUAUAAAACAUUUGUUAGACUUUUUCUCUUGUAGCUUUAAAAAAUGUAAAAAAGAUUGGCAUUCCAGAGUGAAAUGGUGGUUAGUUGGAGGGUUAAUGUAUUUAAUGCUGCUUGCAUUGAUAGGUCUUCAGUUACCUGACCAAUCUGCACAAGUUUUGUGUUCAGACUAGUCACUUUUUUCUAUUUUAUAAACGUUUUCUGUUUAUAUUGUAACUAAUGAUGCCCUGAUCAGUGAAAGAGCUUUUAAAUAAAAUUUUAUGGAACUAUUAAAACACAAUACAAAGAAAAAGCAAUACAACAUAAAAAAUCAUUACUUCCAGUUUGGUCUUGUCACUAGAUGUUUUGCGAAAAGGAAUCAUAAAACGAGCCUACUCAAAAGGCUAAGGUCCAACUAAGCAGAGGUACCUGAUUAGUAACUGUACCUACCGAUCAAGUUAUCCCUUUGCCCCAACAUCUUGACAUUUACAGUUGAUUUUGUGCCAGAAACAAUCUUCUGUGGUGUUUUAAAAAAAUAUUACACUUUAUAAUUUUUAUUCAUCUCAUGUUUACUGUAACUUAAUAACAUUCAAAUGAACUAAAAACUUAAUUAAUUGCUAUUUUAUAACCUACAUAUAUAAGCAUUUAAUUCUUUUAAUUUGUCAUCAACUAAUUUCACUCAAUGAAAUAGAAAAAAGAUGCGUUUUAUGCAAUGAUAAAUAACAAAUCCUGUAAAGUGGCAUAUUAGGAAUGAUUUUAAUUUCCUCCCAUUUAGGAGAUUGGGAUGUUUUAACUAUAUUAAAUAGAAAGCAAAAUUGAUGUUUCAAAUUAGCAAUGUAUGUAUAUCUGUAUAGUAAUAUUAUGGUGCAUCGUAGUUGUAUUCAGUAGUUUAUAAGUGCAGAAAUUAUCAAUCUCUUCCAACAGAUUUGUUAUAGUUUAGUUUCACUCUUUGUUGUAAAUAUUUGUGUUGUUAUGUUUAAUGUUUUGUUAAAUCACAGGACCAUUAAAAUUUCGCUUUUGUAAAAACGAAGGUUCUGAAUUAUUAGUUGUUUCUGAAAAUCUUUUACACUUCUUCAGGCAAGAGUUAAUUGUUUGUAUUUUUUUUAUCUGAGCAGUGAAAUAAAAUGUGGCAACUUGACUUAUUAUAAUUUAAGUUUUUUUUAUUUUUCUAUACAAAUAGUACCUAAAACGAUUUUUCAAUUUAACUUACUCAGGAUCAAAUUAAGGACGGUAAGAAAGAUUACCAACCCUAAUUUAUAGUUUUAAAACUUGUUUGUGAGUACAUGAAAUUUCAUUGAAGUACAUCUAGUGAAGAUUUUAUUUUUAUAUAACUUGUAGACAUGAGUACAUUAAAUUGAUUUACUAUACCUCAAAAUUUUAUAACUGAGAAUUUAUAAAGUGUGGAAUCGUAGCUCAGGUAAAUUUCAUAUUAUUAUGAUAAAUUUUACUGACAUCUACACCGUUCAAUUUAUGAGCAAAUUACUCCUUGACAGUAUUCAUUUUAAUAUAGCUUUUUAUAAAGUCUGUGAUUGGCUUGGAAGAACAAACAUGUAAUUUUAUAGUUUAAAUUUUAUUUAUUAUAUUUUAAUUCAUUAUUUGCAUGGCGUAGAAUUUUCCCUGUAAUUAGAUAACUGGAAUGUUUUAAGUCUUUAUAAAAUGCAAGUUUUAGUUUAAAUUGUAUAAACUUUCAACAAAAAUGUUGAGUAUUUUAAAGGCUUUUUUACUUUAAAAUGAAUAAAUGUUUUGAUUUUUAUGUAUUAGUCAGUGAUAAGAAUAUCCUAGAGAACAAUGGAAAACUUUGUUUAAAUAAAAAAUAUACUGUAAAACUGUUAAAUGUUUGAAUAUGUAACAUUUAUAUUUUAUAAGAUGUGACUUUAAUGAAAUUCUUAUUUAUGACUUUUUCCUUCAUGCCGUCUGUAAAGAAAUUCCAACUUUUUAUUAAAUUUAUUUCAUAAUUAAUGUUAUAAAAUCUUUGCCUUAAUGUUAUUCUUUUUACUUGAGAAACAUUUAUAGUUUUGAUUGUAACCGUGUUAAAUAAUUGGUUAAAAAGCAAAUUAAAAUUAACUUUUUGUAAAUACUUAAAGAUACCUAGUUAUAUAGAAACAAGUAAAAAAGUUCCAGUGUAUUUGAUCUUUAUACUGAAUUUAUAUUUAUUUAAAAAUACUGUAUCAAUCAGAAUAGUAUUGGUACUAUUUAUUCAGUAUCAGUUUAAGUAGUUUAAACUUUUUACUGGCUUGUUUUUAUGUACGUUUUAUGAUUUUACUAAAUCUUAGGAGAAAAUUUUAAUAUACUUUAAAGCGAAUUAGUUUGUGAUAUAUAGUUUUAACAAAAACUACUUCUCGCAAAUUUUACUGUAGUUUUAAAAACUAUACAUAACUUUAUAAAAUAUUCAUGUCUAUCAUAAAAUUCUCACAGAAGUUUAUAAUAAUUUAUUUGGCAGCUUGUCUAUGAGAUGUUUCGGUUGAAAAUUCAAUAAUUCUUUUUAAAUUAUGUGUUCUAGACAAACCAACUAGUUUAUGUGUUACUAUGGUAAAAUUUAAAGUUAGUUCAUUAGCAAAACUCAAUGGGUUUAUAUUUAUUUUAAUUUUCUCAUCUUGAUGUUGUUAAUUGAUUUAAUAUCAUCAACUUAUACAAAUGACAUGUAUAUAGAGCAGCUAAUAUUUAUUAAGUCACUCCACAAACACUAUCACAUUCUCGAUACCUGAACCUGGAGUAGCUAGAAUAAGUUUUACUGUUUCAGCACAGUUACCAUUUAUUUUAAUUUGGUUUAUUUCUGAAACAUCUUACCCGGUUUGACUGUUCAACCUGUAGUUAAAAAGAGAAAUUGUAAAAUAUGUUACUGCAAAGGAUUUACAAAAACCUUUGUUUGAUUUUGCAUGUGUCAAAUUCCUACUCAUUAAUUGAGAAUUGAAGACCGAAAGUCUUUUCAAUAUCCUACGCUAUAUUGUAAUCAUCUUUUGUAACAAUGUACAUUUUUAAAUAAGCUUUUUCUAUGUACGUGGAUAUUUACUUUGUAAGUGGACUUAAUUUUGAAACGGUACUACUAUUUACUCCAGCCUGGUGUCUAUAAAAAUGCCAAUAUUUGUACAUUGCUUGUCUUCAUUUUAGCAGUUUAAGGGUAGUAUUUUAUGGGUAUUUUUGUAUAAAUAAAAUAGGGUCCAUAAUAAGGUAUUUCCUGGAGCAGCAGUUUCUGCCGAGUGCUGGUCCACAGGUGUUGUACGUGGUACGUGAGGUGAGGUAAAGUGUGUGUUCCACUAAACUGCCACUCAAAUAUGCUUCUUUUGAGACAUGGAAAUUGUAAUAAAUGAACUCUUUUUUUCUUUGAAGGUUUGUGAAUAAUAGCGAAAAACUGUUAUAGUCCGAAAUCUUUGCUAAAAUAUCUUUGAUGUCCGUUUUUGCUGUAACAUAACAUUGUGUUUUAGUGAUAUCCAGUAAUUUAUCUGAAACCUGUAACACUGUCGCUAACAAAAAUUUGAACUUGUUGGGAGAACUUCGGGAAAUGCUGGUCAGAAUUUGCAAAUGAAGUUACUAAAACGCUCCCUUUCAAAUGUGCUGUAAUCUAACUGAUUUUCUGUUUCAUAUUUGUUCACAUUUUUCAUGUCUUAAAAGUCAGUCCAUCGAUGUCUAUAAAUGUUAGGAUAAGAAAAUUGUGAUAAUCACAGCUUAGUCGCUAGAUUGUUAUCCGUUAAUGGUCGUUGUGUAAAGUGAACCUCCCACUCCUGUACAUAUGUAAGGUCUAGAGUUGACUGUUGUUUUGGUGCAAUAUCUACCACAAGUUUGUGUUGUUCCGUUUGUUAGCUAUUGAACUGUUUAACACAAUAGUAGUCCAGUUGCAUCCAAUUCUUUUCUUAGAACUGAGCAGAUCAAGCGGAAAUAGUGAAUCUAAAUUUCUUUAGUCAUUACCACUAGUUGCUUUAUUUAUUGUGUAACUUAUUAGUUUUUUUAUACAAGUAUUUACAAGACUUUCAUUCUGUGUAAGCUUCUCUAAAUAUUGUAGUCGAUAUUUUCAUAAAAGCAGCAUUAUCGUAAAAUAUUGCAGCGUGAUAUACAUAAUAGAGGUAGCUAAUUUUCGUGUUGUACAUUUUAAAGCAUAGUUAUAUAUGCUCAUUUGUGCCAACAAAUUAAUAGCUUUAGUAUUUCACUCUUUUUUUCUGCCAGUCAAUCCUUAAAAGUAUUAUGGUUUUCCUUGUGUUGUCCUAGAAGUGCUUUAACAUGUUACACUGUUUUUGAAGAGUUAUCAAAAUAUAAAUUACUAUUCUUAUUGUCCCUUCAGAAUACUUUUAUUUUGUUCUCUCAUUUCCUUUCUUGAUAUUAGUACAAAUUUUAAAGUAUUUCUCUUUAUAAAGCUCAAUGGCUUUAUUUUAAUUUGGCAGCUAUAUGAUUUUUUUCAGCCUUAAUUUUUUAAUUAAAUAAAUUUUUAUCUGUGUGACCAUUCCUGACCCAUAAUUAAAACAGAAAAAAAAUUCAAUGCUGUGAUUGCAUUAAUUUUGAAUUUUAGUUUGUUACUGUUUAAUAAUCGUCCAUCUAAGAGCGUGCAUGGAUAAAUUGAAAUUCGUGUAUUCAGCAGACCACACUAAAGUUGUCUAUAUAACAUAGAUGUAUUAUUGCUUAUUGUUAUGCUUGCAUUAUUACUCAAUUACAUUUAUGUCAGAAACAUGUCUCCUUAUAAAUCCAAAUAAUAUGGUGGACUGGAAAUGCUCAUCAUGUUUUAUGUUCUAUUUUUCAUCCAAAUUGUAGUUACUGAAAAAAGUAAAAUUGCAGGUCUUUUUAAAACCAUCAAAAAGGUGUGAGUUGCACGUUACCUUGAAACUAACCAAACUACCAGGUCUAAUUUAUUCUAGGACAGCAAACUCGUAUGUCACUUGACAGUCUUAACCAAUAAAAUUUAAAAAUUUGCUAAGUAGAUUUUCAAAAGCCUCAAUUAAUAAUAAAAUAAGCUUUUGUAAGUAUUGAAAAUGUAGUAGUCAGUGAAUGUAUUAAGAUCGGUUACUUUUAGGUUUUCAUAAAACAAAAUUAGUGUUUACAGUGUAAAAAUGGACUGUGUACGAGGAUGGAUUUCUCUGUCAUUCACACUACUAUCGCAAGAAGCUUAACAUCUUUUAUCUACCAAAUCUUGGACUGAAUUCUCUCAUUCCAAAAUACUGUUGGUUCUGUAAUACUCAACUUGCAAGCUUUUGAAUCUUAGUUCCGUCAAAGUUGUAAUUGCAUGUAUUUAAUUUUUUAACUGUUGUCUUCUUUACUCCCACAUUUUGUAUGGCAGGUUUUUUAUUGACACUACCUCCUUUAUUUAUCAAUUAAACCAUCUAUGUUUAAUAAAUUUACGCAAAAAGGUUGUGAUAACUAAUUGUAUACCAGUAAUAUCCUUAAUAUAUGUCAAAUUUAUACAACUAUAGCUAAAAUAAGAAGUUUGAUUUAAAAUAUUUUUUCAUGUUAUUUGUUAGCGUUGAUGUAGUUGUUCCCAAUUUUGUUAGUCAGAGUCGUUCUAUUGUUUUGUUGUCAAUUAAAAACUCGAUACUGUAUGUAUAUGGUGCCAAACUGUAAGCUUAAGUACCGUAUAUAGGAAGGCAUGGAUGUAGAGAUUGGUGUAUAUUACCUUGUUAUUAAAGCUUCCACAGAGCUCUCUGUUUGUGCUGAAUGAAAUGUUUGUACAAGAGAAAUAUAGUAUUUUACUGCCUUUAA
Homalodisca vitripennis (glassy-winged sharpshooter) is the source of this 8934-nucleotide messenger RNA. Its product is annotated as nucleolar and coiled-body phosphoprotein 1. Bases 286 to 2226 code for a protein of 646 amino acids. The record is from RefSeq and is a predicted model, not a curated record. The transcript is spliced from 14 exons. Lineage: Eukaryota; Metazoa; Arthropoda; Insecta; Hemiptera; Cicadellidae.